Molecule: messenger RNA, 1725 nt
Organism: Anopheles nili
Lineage: Eukaryota; Metazoa; Arthropoda; Insecta; Diptera; Culicidae
Product: putative polypeptide N-acetylgalactosaminyltransferase 9
Exons: 2
Coding region: 1-1725 (574 amino acids)
Cellular component (GO): Golgi apparatus
Source: RefSeq, a predicted model, not a curated record
AUGUUCACAGCGAAGCAUCUGUUUUUCGUGCUCCUGCUCUCGCUGGCCGGACUGAUCUACUGGAUCGCGGUAAUAGAGCACGAUUCCCCCAUAGAUCCCGAAACGUUGGAGCAAGAGUUUAGCAUAUGGCCCACCGUCGGAACGGCCCCGGUGAUAGAGUUGGUUAAUGACGACCAGGAUGGAACGCCCGGCGACAUGGGAUUACCGGUAGUUCUCCCCGAUCAGCUGCCACCUGAUGUGCGAGUCCUCGUUCGGAAAGGCUGGGACGAGCAAGGCCUCAACCAGUACGUCUCCGAUCUGAUUCCACUCCGCCGCAGGCUUCCGGACGUUCGAGAUGGCUGGUGCCGUGGGCAGGAACAAGCAAGACGAGAACGUAACGUUGGAUCCGGAACACUGCCUCGUUCGUCGAUUGUGAUAGUGUUCUACAACGAAGCCUGGUCGGUGCUGUUGCGGACAGUGCACUCGAUCCUAGAUCGGACGCCUGCCGAGUUAGUAGAAGAGAUCCUGCUCGUCGACGACUGUUCGACGAUGAACCACCUGAAGCGCCAAUUAGACACAUACGUCGCUCAACUACCUGGGGUUCGUUUGGUGCGAUCCUCCGAAAGAUUGGGUCUUAUCCGGGCUCGUUUGCUGGGUGCCAAAUCGACCAAGGCUAACAUCAUCACCUUCCUGGACGCACACUGCGAAGUGAUUGAAGGAUGGUUGGAGGCGUUGGUGGCACAUGUGGAAAAGGACGAGUCGAUGAUCGCCAUCCCGGCCAUCGAUUGGAUUCAUGAGGAUACGCUUGCGCUGAACGCUCAGAACUCGGUGCGGUAUUACGGUUCGUUUGAUUGGUCACUGAAUUUUCAGUGGCGUAGCCGGGACAGUCGGAGAAUGGCGCCAUUUGAAAAUGGGACCAUCGUCCACCCAGCGGCCCCCUACGAUACGCCCACCAUGGCAGGAGGCCUGUUCACGAUCCACCGGUCGUUUUUCGAGAGGCUCGGAUGGUACGACGAAGGCAUGCGCAUCUACGGCGGUGAAAACAUGGAGUUAUCCUUUAAGGCGUGGAUGUGCGGUGGUCGAAUGCAGAUAGUGGCUUGCUCACGUGUCGCACACAUCCAGAAGCGAGGCCAUCCUUACCUACGCCAGCUCGCUGGGGGCUUUAGCCUGGUUAAGCGCAACAGCGUUCGUGUGGCCGAAGUGUGGAUGGACGAGUUUGCGGACUACUAUUACGAAACGUUUGGAGGUCGUUCGAAGCGAGGAUCCUUCGGUGAUGUAUCGGAACGAAAAAAGUUACGUCAGGCGCUCGAGUGUCGUCCGUUUCGAUGGUAUCUUGAGCACGUGUUUCCGGAGCAGUUCGAUCCAAGCAAGGCCGUUGCACGAGGUGAGAUUCGCUUCGGGGGUAAAAGUCUUCGAAAUGGCUGUCUCGAUUGGCCGACGCAACUUGUAGUGGCUACGUGUCACGGUUCGGGAGGGCACCAGCUAUGGUACCUGACGAAACAGGGUGAAGUGACCCGAGAGGACCACUGCCUGGACUAUGACGGUCAACAGGUCGCAAUGUACCGGUGUCACGGUAUGGGCGGCAACCAGCGAUGGAGCUGGGACGCCGAUACCAAGUUGCUGAAGAAGCUCACGUUCGACCGUUGCCUACAGUGGGCCGAUGGCAAGAUUUCCCUCGAACCAUGCAACUCUGACCAGCCUAACCAGCACUGGUUGCUGCAGAACUACCAACCAAACAACUUGUGA